Cucurbita moschata (crookneck pumpkin) is the source of this 1219-nucleotide messenger RNA. RefSeq names its product VQ motif-containing protein 4-like. Bases 237 to 1001 code for a protein of 254 amino acids. Lineage: Eukaryota; Viridiplantae; Streptophyta; Magnoliopsida; Cucurbitales; Cucurbitaceae. The record is from RefSeq and is a predicted model, not a curated record. The transcript has a single exon.
GAAGGUAAGGCAGUAAAAAGAAAGUCCCCUCCAAAACGUUUCUUACCAAACCAUGAACCAGACGGCGAAGGCAGAGGCGGAGGCAGAGGCAGAGGCGGAGACAGUAAGAAAUAAGAACAUCACUUUCUCUCUCAUCUACCCCACUCACCACGCCUCUGCUUCUUUCUCAACACCUUCCUUCCCCUUUUUCUCUCUCUAACUCUCUGUGAAACCUCUUCACUGAUCACAACCCUUCAAUGGAAUCCUCUUCAGUUUUACAAGAAAACCCAUGUCCUUCUUCUUCUUCUCUCCUUCCUUCUCCAAGUAGCCGCAUGACUCACAGUACUACCAGCAGUAGCAGCACCAGCUAUGGACUCCAACAACUCAUGCCUCCACCGCAUCACUUGCACUCGCCCAAACCCAUCACUCGAUCCGAAUCUGUUAACCCUUACCCCACUACCUUUGUUCAAGCUGAUACCUCUUCUUUCAAGCAAGUAGUUCAAAUGCUCACUGGAUCCCCUGAAACCGCCAAGCAAGCCUCUGUUAACCCUGCUGCUGCGCCUUCCAACUCUGAUUCUGUGUCCAAAACGCACAUUCCGCCUAUUAAAUCUUUACCCAAAAGGCAGCAAUCUGGAUUCAAGCUCUACGAGCGUAGGAACUCUAUGAAUAAACUUAAAAUUAACCCGGUGUUUCCCGUUUUCGGUUCCACUACUCAUUCGGGGUUUUCUCCGAGGAAACCUGAAAUUCUUUCUCCGAGUAUUCUGGACUUUCCGGCGCUCGCUCUCAGUCCUGUCACGCCGCUGAUUCCCGACCCGUUUGAUCGAUCUGGGUUGGCGAAUUGUAGCUACUUGAAGAAUGGGAAUGCUAAGUUGGAUGCAGAGGCGGAAGAGAAAGCGAUUAAAGAAAAGGGGUUUUACUUGCAUCCAUCGCCGACCACCACUCCUCGUGACUACGAGCCUCGGCUGUUGCCACUGUUCCCAAUGACAUCUCCUAGAGUGCCAGGUUCAUCAUCCAUUUCAUGAAUUGCUCUUUUCUUUUCCUCUAAGGAUUUUGGGAUUUUCAAUUUUAUAUGUUGCUGCUGGGUGAUGGCAUUUGAUGAUAAUCAAAAGGAGGUGAGAGUGGUAAGGCUUGUAAUGAUAUAUUUCAAGAGAGUGAUAGAUUGUUGCUUCAAUUACAAAAUUUGAUGUUCUGUAUCCUUUCUUAUGAAAAAAGGAAUAAAACUUAGCCCCAUUUUCUCCCU